GGAAAUGUCAGUUGUGGGACGCCACAGAACUUUUCAACGUUUUCUGGCUAUUUCAAAGGUUACUGAAAGUACUUCAUUUUGCAAAUCCUAUGCAACAUUAUCAGAUGAACAGAAAAAGAAGAUAACUGAUGGUCCAGGGCUUGGGGACUUUAUCCAUGGGAAUCCAUCGAGUGAUGCAGGAAACAUCAAAAUGAAAAAGGGAGAAAGAUUAAGGCUUCCAAAAUGGUUAAAGACAGAUGUAGCUAUGGGAAAAGAUUAUCAUAGAUUGAAGGAAAACUUGAGAGAUCUGAAUCUCCAUACAGUUUGUGAGGAGGCAAAAUGUCCAAACAUAGGAGAAUGCUGGGGAGGAGCAAAAGGGACAGCUACAGCAACUAUCAUGGUCCUUGGUGACACAUGCACAAGAGGCUGCCGAUUUUGUUCAGUGAAGACGGCCAGAAACCCCCCUCCCCCUAAUCCUAUGGAACCGAUCAACACAGCCAAAGCCAUCGCAUCCUGGGGAUUAGAUUAUGUAGUGCUGACCUCAGUGGACAGGGAUGACCUCCCUGAUGGUGGAGCUGCACACUUUGCUGAAACUGUGAGGGAAAUUAAAAAAAGUAAAUCAGAAAUUCUAGUGGAGUGCUUGACCCCUGACUUUCGUGGUGACCUGGAUUGUGUAGCCACUGUGGCAGACUCUGGUUUAGAUGUAUACGCCCACAAUGUCGAGACAGUGGAAGAUCUUCAAUGGUUGGUCAGAGAUCCAAGAGCAAAUUACAAACAGUCCCUAAAUGUACUCAAGUUUGUGAAAUCACAUAAACCUGAUCUUGUCACCAAGACCUCCAUAAUGCUAGGACUGGGGGAGACUGAUGAUCAGGUUAUGAGAGUCCUGGAGGAUUUAAGGAAGAUUGAUGUGGAUUGUGUGACCUUGGGACAGUACAUGCAGCCCACAAAGCGUCAUUUGAAGGUCAAAGAGUACGUCCAUCCUGACAAAUAUAAGUACUGGGAGGAAGUGGGCAAUAAACUGGGCUUUGCUUACACAGCCAGUGGGCCUUUAGUCAGGUCCUCAUACAAAGCAGGAGAGUUUUACCUGAAAAAUCUACUGAAAUCGAGGAAAGAAGUCUCUUCAGCUGCUGGGGUGGUGACAUAAUAACUGUAUUUUUUUUUUUUUUUUGUAUGUAUUAUUUAUUGUCGAGGGAAAUAACUCUUACUUGUCCAAAAUAUUGGAGCUUUGCAUUAGACUUAAAAAAUAUCACAGUUAUAGGUGCACUUAUAUGUAUGAACUUUAUGUGACAAAAGGAAUCUCUCCUAAUAUGUCUUAAGUGUUGGAAUUUACCAAUCAUUGAUCCAGAUAUUUUAAUAGGAUUAUAAGGCUUCUGAAAUGGCUCCAUAUAAAUAUACACUGUUGUUUUACAUUAUGAAAAUGUUUUUAUUUGAAAAUAAACACUAAAUAUCAAUCUGA
Saccostrea echinata is the source of this 1435-nucleotide messenger RNA. RefSeq names its product lipoyl synthase, mitochondrial-like. The transcript has 10 exons. Gene Ontology annotation, biological process: lipoate biosynthetic process. Lineage: Eukaryota; Metazoa; Mollusca; Bivalvia; Ostreida; Ostreidae. Gene Ontology annotation, molecular function: lipoate synthase activity; 4 iron, 4 sulfur cluster binding. Gene Ontology annotation, cellular component: mitochondrion. The record is from RefSeq and is a predicted model, not a curated record. The coding region runs from base 5 to 1123 and encodes 372 amino acids.